UUUUAUAUGGGUAUUAUUAAUUUAUUGUUAAUUUGAUUAUUUUUCUUUUUGUUCUUAGUAAGUAAUUGUGUAAUUUAUAUGGAUAUUAUUACUUUGUUGUUAAUUAGUUUACUUUUUACUUCUUAUCAUUGUUAAUUAGUUGUUAGAUUAAUUAGUUUUACUUUUGUCUUGUUAAUUAGACAUUAGUUUAUUUUAUAUGGUAUUAUUAAUUUAUUAUUAAUUUGAUGAUUUUACUUUUUGUUCUUAUUAAUUAAUUGUUUAAUUUAUAUAGGCAUUGUUAAUUUAUGAUUUUACUUUUUGUUCUUAUUAAUUAAUUGUUUAAUUUAUAUGGGCAUUGUUAAUUUGUUGUUAAUUAGUUUACUGUUUUACUUUUUACUUAUUAAUCUUGUUAAUUACUUAUUUAAUUUAUAUUGGAUAUUGUUAAUUUGUUGUUAAUUAAUUUAUUUUUUAUUCUUGUUAAUUUUUUUGUUAGAUUAUAAAUGGGUGAUAAGAAUAAUACAUCUGGAUCUUCUGCUAGUAGUAGAAGAACGGACCCAGGAUGGGCACAUGUAAUUCAAGUUAGUGAAAACAAUACCAAUGAUCUUCAAUGCAUGUACUGUAUGAAAGUUUAUAAAGGAGGAAUUGAUAGAAUCAAGCAACAUCUUGCUGGAGGUUACAAAAAUGUAAUUCGGUGUCCAAAAUGUCCAGAAGAUGUAAGGAAUCAAAUGCAGGAAUUCAUUGCUAAAAAAAGAGAGCAAAAAUCAAUUAUGAAUAUGUAAAGACCACCUGAAUUUGAUGAUGUUGAAAUCGGGAUUAGAUGAAAAUGAGGAAGAGGAAGAGUUGAUGCAAGAAAUUGGCAGUGAAAGAAGAAGGCAAGUACUGGAAGUUACAGGUACUAGUGCUUUUAAAAAACCAAAAGUUUUACCACCACAAAGUAGUAGAGGGCCUAUUGAUUGUUAUUUUUCCCCUAGAUCUGCUGUUUUGGGAAAAAAUAUGAGGCAAACUACCAUUGAUGAAAAUAGUCCAGCUAAAAAGGAGUUAAGGGAGCGUGCUUGUGUUGCCAUAGCACGAUGGAUGUAUGAUGUGGGAAUAACUUUUAAUGCUGUGAAUUAUGAUAGCUUUGGGGAAAUGAUUCGAGCAAUUGGAAAUUAUGGGAAAGAAAUAAAACCUCCAAGUUUUCAUGAGGUUAGAGUUCGGUUACUUAACAAAGAAGUGCAAAUCAUAAAUGAUCUUCUCGACUCUCAUAAAGAAGAAUGGGAAAAUUAUGGAUGUACAUUGAUGUGUGAUGGAUGGACGGAUAGAAAAGGGAGAACCUUGAUUAAUUUCUUGGCUAAUAGUCCAAAGGGAAGUGUAUUUAUUAAAUCAGUUGAUGCAAAUGAUGAAUCAAAGACGGCGGCAUUGUUGGCUAGUUUGAUUGAGAUUGUUGGCUAGUUUGAUUGAGAAAGAAUUGAUGGAAAUUGGUCCUGAAAAAGUAGUUCAAGUUGUUAUAGAUAAUGCAUCAAAUAAUGUUGCAACAGGGAGAAUAUUGGAAGCAAAAUUUUCUCAUCUAUACUAGACUCCAUGUGCAGCUCAUUGUAUAGAUUUGAUGUUGGAGGAUAUCUUUAAGAUCCGUGUUUUCAAAGAAACAUUCUGCAAAGCUGUUGAGCUUACUGGUUUCACAUAUGGCUCUUCAGGAGUUCUAAAUAUGUUGCGGAAGUUUACUAAUGGAGUAGAAUUGCUAAGGCAAGAGUAAACUAGAUUUGCUACUGCUUUUAUUACACUGGGAAGGAUUCAUCUUCAGAAAGCUAACAUUAGAAAAAUGUUUACUUCAGAAAGUUGGACAACUAGUAAAUGGGCUAAAGAGGUGAAAGGCAAAAAGUGUGAAAGGACAGUUUUGAGUCCUGCCUUCUGGAAUCAUGUUGUUUAUGCUCUUAAGGUUUCCGGUCCUCUUGUUCGUGUGCUUCGACUUGUUGAUAAUGAAAAAAAACCAGCUAUGGGAUAUAUUUAUGAAGCCAUGGAUAGGGCUAAAGAAGCCAUUGCCAACUCACUCAAUGGCAAUGAAGAGAAAUACAAGAGCAUUUUUGAGAUUAUUGAUGCGAGAUGGUCACUUCAAUUGCAUCGUCCU
Molecule: messenger RNA, 2083 nt
Organism: Hevea brasiliensis (rubber tree)
Lineage: Eukaryota; Viridiplantae; Streptophyta; Magnoliopsida; Malpighiales; Euphorbiaceae
Exons: 2
Coding region: 775-1410 (211 amino acids)
Source: RefSeq, a predicted model, not a curated record